CUUAACGCAAAUUGGUGAUACUCUCGUUGUAGUCGGGUGUGCGUCUGUGGGUGGGAAUCUGUAGUCAUCGACGCACCUCGAUCGCUCGACCGAUCGAUUGGCUGAUUGACUGAGAUCGAUCGAUAGACAGAUUGGUUCGUUCUCCCGGUCGCUACCAAGGUGUGGGACAAGUUGUGAGUGGCAGCUAUGGCGGCAGCUUUGGCGGCAGCUUCGGCUGCGUUGAGCGCCGGCCAAGUGGCAGCAGCAUCAGGUAGCCUGUCAACGGCAAGUCCGAGGCAGCCGCUGCAGCGGGGGCAACCGGCGGGAUCCAGCGCAGUUCUUGUCGCAGCGCGCCUGUCGAGAGACGAUCAGAGUGCCGCCCAAUGUUCGGCAUUCUCAGCGUCGGAGAUGUUUGGCGGCUCAGCAGCUGCCGCAUUGCGACAGCAACCACUCUGUGCGACACCCGUGGCUAGAGGCUCACAACACCGCAGACCGGCCAUCGUCUGCAAGGUGCGGCGAAAAUGAGCGCCCUCUCUUUCCACUUCUUCUUCUUCUUCUUCUUCUUCUUCUUCUGCUUUUGCUUCUGCUUCUGCUUCUGCUUCUGCUGCUGAUUGGUUGACGGCAAAUCAAUAGCUCAGAGUGUC
Molecule: messenger RNA, 623 nt
Organism: Chara braunii
Lineage: Eukaryota; Viridiplantae; Streptophyta; Charophyceae; Charales; Characeae
Source: the annotation of a GenBank genome assembly